AUGUCUAUAUACUGGGGCCACCUGACAGCUGCCGCGCCAAUCGAUCCGCCAUCCAACUCCAACCCCAUCCAAUCCCAUCCCAAGCUGAGUGUUGACCAUGGGUAUCUGCACCAUAGAACAACAGAGGCUCCGGUCCUCGCACCGUCUCACCCAUUCCGACGGGCUGUUGCUCGCUACGGCCGAAAUGCGUCUCGCAAUGCCAUCCGGACGCUGCUGGCCUCGGCCGGCGUUGCUUCCCUGCUGAUCUAUCCGGUGCCGUUCCUGUACACCACCGACUUCAUCAUCGCGGCGUCAAACCUCCCUCACCAUGUAUGGACCGCCGCCCAGCCUCUCCGCUACGACGCCGCCAUCACGCCCGACAUCACCAUGCGCUCCAUCUGGAUCCAUUCGAGCUACAUGCAGGCACUGAGCCCAGACGUCCUCCUGUCAGCUCUCGAGCUACAGGACGAGCUUCUAGGCACGACGCAAGACUUUAGCCCUGGCAGAUAUUCUGGCUUGCCUCCUCCCGAUGACCCCAAUGCUCUCUUAUCGCCAGCCCAGCGCGAUUCUCUCCACGUCGUCAAUGGCCUGACCGACCAAUCGUGGGCAUUUCAGUCGCCCCUGCUGUACUGGAACUGCUCCCGCGAACGCAUCCUGGCCGAUGAUGAUAUUCUAGCAACCGUCAACGACAGAAAGAACCAGUCCACCCCGGCAAACAUCACCUUAAGGCAUUCCAUUGUUUUUAGUGGCAAGCGAUUUGAAGAUCGCCGUUUGCUAGCCGCCGAUGCCCUCGUCAUCACGCUCCUAUACCGAAGUGCGUCGCCCGUUGGUCGCCAGUGGGAGAAGAUUGCGCCAUCUCUGCCCUCCAAGGUAGGGGACAAAUGGGACAUUUAUCCUGCAAAUGGCCAGGUCUCAGGCAGCCAGCUCUAUGAGUUCAAAUUCAGGCCGAUCACUGCGCAAGAUUCCAUCAUUUUUGCCGUGGCCUAUGCGGUCGCCCUCCUGUACUUCCUCAUAAAUCUAACCAAGCUUCGCGCAAUCAAAUCCAAGAUUGGCCUCAUAGUCACCGUCAUUGCCCAGAUCUUCCUUUCGAUCGUGUCUAGCCUCACUGUCUGCGCUUUUCUGAACCUCGACCUUUCUCGUAUUCCGCGAGCCGCAUAUCCUUUGAUAGUACUGAUCAUGAGCCUAGAGCAUAUCCUUCGACUGAUGAAUGCUUUGAUUCGUACCCCUUCGGAAGAUAGUACAAGCAACAGGAUAGGGUAUGCUUUUGGCGAGAUUGCGCCUGCUGCCUUGGCAACUGCUAUCCAAAACUGCGCGAUUUUAGUGGCCUUAUCACGCGUUGUCUCACCAGGCGUCUCCGAAUUCUGCAUCUUUGCGGCUGUUGCAAUUGUACUGGAUACUUUCUAUCUAUCCACCUUCUUCCUUUCCGUUCUCAGUGUUGACGUGCGUCGAAUGGAGCUUGGGGAUGCUCUCGCAAAAGAGUCCAUGCGCCGUAAUCGCAAUUCGAACCAGAACCGCAAUUCCUCCUGGGUGAAGCGCAUACUGGAAGGGAAAAUUGCAUUAUCAACGCGAGUUGCUGGAACAGUUGUCGUCCUGGGCUUCGUUUUUGUCGCUCAAUCUCACUUUUUUGGCGAUGGACAUAUUUCGCGGCGGCUAUCCCAGCUAUACGGCGGCAAAAGCCUGGAGCCCAGCAUCUCAUCUCCUUCAAAGACGUCUCUUCUCAAGGAAAUCCAUCAAGCAAGGAGUCCUACGUCUUGGCUACUGCUGCAAGACCACGAUGCAGCUCAUGAGAUCAUUCGCAUCAUAAAUCCUUCAGCCUAUAGCUACAUAGCCAGAGUCUAUGAGCCUCUGGUCUUUGUAAAAAAGGGGUCCAAUCGAGUGCCUCGGAUGAAAGAGUCCAUUCUGUCGCCGGCAGUACUCGACUUUAUCAAUCAUCAGCUCACUGCGCUCGUUUUCAUAGACCUUCUGGUAGUCUUUCUGCUUCGCCGACUUACAGCCUAUCUCUUACCAGACGAUAAAGCGAAGCGAGAAGGACUCAGCGAUCCUACUGAGGAGCCAAGCCUAGAGGUUGCAACACUCUCUGGAGGGCAUGGCCUUGAUAUAGCCAUGCUCGCAUAUUCCUCUGGAGGAUACGCUGUGUCUGUUGGCUUAGACCGUAAAAUUUGUCUAUGGGAUCUCAACAAUGAGAAUCGAUGCUACACAAUCUCUGACCCGGAAAGAGAUGUCGGUAUUAGAUUUCCCGUGCUUGCGAUUGCCAUUGACGAAGACUCGGACUGGCUAGCAAUUCUAUCGUCGGAUGCUGUCACCUUUUGGAACAUUGCAACCAACGUGUGGGGCCCUAUCGUGGCUAUAGAAACCUUCAACCAGAAGCCAACAGCUUUCUUUUUAGAGCCGAGUCCAUCAUCAGAUAUCCCAAGGCCGGUUAUAGUAUGGAAGAAUGGAGCCGUUGUAGAUCUUGAGCCGACGUCAGGAGAAAGCAGCGAAUUCAUGCUUUGCUCCGGGCUAACUUGUGCCCGUCAACUGCUAAGUAUAGGGCUCAAAUCUUUCACACUCAGCUACCAGGCGCUGGACUCUGGUGACGGCAUCCUGCACGCUUUUAUACCUCAUGAGGACGAUGACGCCAUCUUUCUGCAGAACUAUGGUGAUGAUCGAGCUAUUAGCGGAUGGUGUGGGUGGCCUGAGGCAGUACAAACAAAGAAACGCAUAGACAAUCCUGGCGUUUGGAGAGUUCUGCAUGAUGGCAGUGCCAUUGGGCUCCGUCGUCGGCCCCGGACCGAGCCGAGAAAUCGACAGCAUCAAGCAAUUUCAAGUGUGCGGAACCGCUUACCGAGCGCGAAGAGUCAGGAAGUCGGGGCUUUCAACUGCUGGGAGCUAUGGAGAGCGGCGUCUGGUGACCGGCAAGAUAUAGAUGAGGUCACGCCUCUCUUCCCCAUUGACGAAGACCCAGGGCAAAUGAUUGUCUGCGACCCGGGGCCUGGUGUCAAGUUUGGGGAAUCAUCUGUCGCUUUUGCAUUUGGAAAUGUGAUAAAGCUGGCACAAUUGAGCGGGCAUAAGACCUCGGGAAUCAACGAGGUUAGCCAUGAAUCGUUAAUGAAUAUGCCUACGAGACGCCGGAAGGGAGGGACGGUGGCCAGGGCAACAGGGACCUGA
Messenger RNA from Trichoderma gamsii, 3126 nucleotides. RefSeq lists its product as hypothetical. Gene Ontology annotation, molecular function: sterol binding; protein binding. Gene Ontology annotation, cellular component: Golgi membrane; endoplasmic reticulum membrane. The transcript has 3 exons. Bases 1 to 3126 code for a protein of 1041 amino acids. Gene Ontology annotation, biological process: SREBP signaling pathway. The record is from RefSeq and is a predicted model, not a curated record. Lineage: Eukaryota; Fungi; Ascomycota; Sordariomycetes; Hypocreales; Hypocreaceae.